Molecule: messenger RNA, 1360 nt
Organism: Ascoidea rubescens DSM 1968
Lineage: Eukaryota; Fungi; Ascomycota; Saccharomycetes; Ascoideales; Ascoideaceae
Exons: 1
Coding region: 1-1095 (364 amino acids)
Source: RefSeq, a predicted model, not a curated record
AUGUUAAAAACUCAAGUUCUUUACUCUAUCAUUGCAUUUCUUGUUGCUGCUAAUGCCAUUCCUGUUCCUCAAGCUGAUGCGAUAGCCAAUGCUUUAGCUGUUGCAGAUGAGCCUAAAGUCGAAGCUAAACCAGAUUUAACAGUUCAAGAUGAUUUCAAAAAACACGGAAAAGAUGACAAACAUGGAAAAUAUGACAAAGAUGACAAAGAUAAAAAAGAUGACAAAGAUGACAAAGAUAAAAAAGAUGACAAAGAUAAAAAAGAUGACAAAGAUGACAAAGAUAAAAAAGAUGACAAAGAUAAAAAAGAUGACAAAGAUAAAAAAGAUGACAAAGAUAAAAAAGAUGACAAAGAUAACGAGUAUUCCAAAUAUAUCAAAGGGGGUUACAAUGGUAAUGGUAACGGCAAUGUCAAUGGUAACGAAAAUGGCUGGGGUGGUUACAAUGGUAAUGACAAUGGUAAUAUUAAUGGAAACAAUAACGGCUGGGGUGGUUACAAUGGUAAUGAGAAUGGAAAUUACAAUGGAAACAACAAUGGCUGGGGUGGUUACAAUGGUAACUACAAUGGUAAUUAUAACGGUAAUGAUAAUGGGCCAGGUGGUUACAAUGGUAAUAAUAAUGGUAAUUACAAUGGUAAUGAAAAUGGUCCUGGUGGAAAGAAUGGUAAUAACAAUGGUAACUAUAACGGCAAUGGCAAUGGAGCAGGCGGUCACAAUGGUAAUAACAAUGGUAACGGAAAUGGUAAUGGAAACGCCAAACGUGGUUUCAGUAGUGGUUACAAUGGUAACGAAAACGGCAAUGUCAAUGGUAACCAAAACGGCUGGGGUGGUUACAAUGGUAAUGACAAUGGUAAUAUUAAUGGAAACAAUAACGGCUGGGGUGGUUACAAUGGUAACUACAACGGUAACUACAAUGGUAAUGAAAAUGGUCCUGGUGGAAAGAAUGGUAACGAUAACGGAAAUGUCAAUGGAAACGAAAAUGGCUGGGGUGGUUAUAAUGGUAAUUACAAUGGUAACUAUAACGGUAAUGAAAAUGGUCCUGGUGGAAAGAAUGGCAAUAAUAAUGGCAACGGAAAUGGUAACGGCAAUGCCAAAUAGAUUAUCUGAGAUUAUUCUCUACUUUUCACAUCCUGUCCCAAAGAUAUACCUUUAACCAUCUUAAUGAAUCCAAAAGUUAACGAAAUAUUUUAUCUUUUUUAAUGUCAAAUGAUCAUAUUCUAUCUUUUUCAACCUUCUUAAUCCAAUUUCAAAUUGGUAGAAAAGUUUACUUCAAAUUACAAAGUCUAUUCUAUUAGUUUUUGGAAGUUCAAUUUUUUCAUUUUAGUUCUUUUGCAACUUUUUUUUUUUAAAACUAAUUCUUUAU